Messenger RNA from Poecilia reticulata (guppy), 9399 nucleotides. Lineage: Eukaryota; Metazoa; Chordata; Actinopteri; Cyprinodontiformes; Poeciliidae. The record is from RefSeq and is a predicted model, not a curated record.
CUGGCUCCCAUGCUGGCUGCCAAAGGUCCUCUCCUUUACACCCUCAGCCAUGCCUGCACCUACCAAGCCAACCAGGAGACAGACACCUGCUCAGAGAAAAAAAGCCCAGAGAGGGACCAGCACUAGGGGCCAAACCUGUAACACACAGAAAACACCAGCAGAAUCCACACGGUCAACUUCGAGAAGCAACCAGGCCAAAUCAGGCCAGAGUCCUCGUGGAAGCGGGAAGAAUCCCAGGAGGUCCCCUGGCAGAGGUAGCCAUGCCGGAAAUGUAACGGGAUCUACUAGACUUAGACGGUCGAGCAGUGUGCCCGAAAACCCCCUUGGGCCGAGGAAGUCCCAACGGGGAACGCAAGUGUCUGUUGCUCCCUGCCAGUCUCCGAAAGCGUUCACAGGAGGGAAAAACAGGAGGGGGAGCAGUCGGAGAAGAGCUGCAUCCCGGCAACAAAACACAAGUAACAAGCCCUCAAGCAUCAGCAUCAACAAUUCUCCUCCUGAUGGAAAAAAUGAGAAACCAGACAACAAAGAACCCCCCAGAAUGCAUCAUGAGGCUGGCGUUGAAGCUGCGGCAAGUCUUGAGCCUAACGAUGCUAUAGAGGGUAGCUCUCUUGAAGCUGACACACAUGGAGGCGAUUUGCAGCACAGCUGUGACAGCCUUAUAACUGAAGAUGAAAAGUCUUUCAGCAAUAACAGUGAAGGGGACUCAAAGCCAGCUACUGAGGUCACAGCUUGUGACGACAGUGAUGGACGGGUAGGUGACGGGAGGGGAGAUCACACCUCUGGCUCAUCAGAAUUAACAGGCAGCGGCUCCCUGGGGGCACAGGGCAGCAGUGAGAAAAAUGACACUUCAUCUGUCCAUGGUAAUGAGCUUGAUCAUCUUGACAGCAGUGGUAAGCAAGAUGAUGGGGGCGCUGUCCAGCAAGCGGAGGGUGAAGAGCUGGCCAUGAAAGCGAGUAGGACAGAUGAGAAGCCGCUGGUUGUCACAGAGAGAGAUGUUGAGAGUUUGGAAGCAGAGACGGAGGUUGAGAGACAAGACGAGACAAUGAGAGUGAAGGAAGAAAUCGCUGUGAAGCUGGGAAGUAGUGAGAGUGAAGACAUUUGGGAAAAAGACACCCAAACCAACACUCCAACAAGUCAAACCCCAGAUCCGACUCAUUGUAACCCACUGACGGCACAGUCAGAGUCACCUGUGCGUGUAUUCUUCAACGCAGCUACCUCAUAUCCCACCAAAGCUGUCUCCACCUCAGAUUUGUGUGAGCUGGAGGUUGUGAACCAGGCAAAGACAGAUUUUCGACCAACCGUUCAUGGUGCUAAGCCUCAACUCGCAGGGUCUUCGCCUAACUCUGAUGCUGCUCUGAAGGUGCAGACUGUUAUAGUGACUAGAAGUACUCCGGUUAUCAUCUGUCGGGACUCUCUGCAGCCAAGAAAUCUCGGGAAGUCGGAUGUAAGAGAAGCGCCUGUUGCUGGGGUAGAGAAGCAAGCUUGCACACCAGGCGAGACCAAAGACGAAGGUGAAAUAUAUAAAGAGCCACAAAAAGAGAAGCCCUUUCCCCCCUUUAUGCUACUUACCGAGGCAAACACCAAACCCCCCACAGGAAAGCACGAACCAAACUUUGUUGUGGAUGGCACUCGGGCAGCAAUGCCAGAGGAUAACCCUGUGCCAAAGAUCUCGACUUCCUCCGUAGACAGCAGCUCCACUUUGUCCUGCUGUUCGGAAAGCACUCGUUCCUCGUUUUCUUUUGACACCGAGUCAGAGACCGGGUGCGGCGAUGCCAGCUUCUCCGCUCUGCCUGGAUCCUGGGGGCCAGAGGGAACGGGCUCGCUCGCCUGCCCGACUCUGACAUCAGUAAGGAAGGAGAGGAAGAAGCGCAGCAGGUGUGGGGCGUGCGAGCCAUGCCUCAGGAAGAUUAACUGUGGCCAGUGCAGCUGCUGCCUCAAUCGCAGGACCGGCCACCAGAUCUGCAAGCUUAGGAAGUGUGUGGAGCUGAAGAGGAGAAGAUCUUCAUCUGUAAUCAGUCAACGUGACGCACAGGUGGCUCCUGAAAUCGGCUCAGUAAAUGGCAAAGGCAAGGAACAGAUGGAUGAUACCUACAUGGCAGCGGAGGAGGACGAGGAGGAGGAUGGCCACAUACCUCACACUCAAUCUCCCGUCAUUGUCCAGUCCUUCACCAACCAUAGUGGACAGCCAGCACUUAUUAAAAGAGAGUCAGAGAUGGAUUUGACCAAUUCUGCACUUCACCGCCACAUAUGCUCUUCUGUGACUCAUCAGAAUGUUUCUGAAGGGAGUCUUACAAAGCCUAAAGGUGCUAAUAUGACCAACGGGUCUCAGUCUGAUCUGAAAUCAGCAUGUAAAAGGACGUCAAUGGCAUCGGAGCUUCAAAGGACUAUUAUUGCCACAAUCCCAAAAGACGGCUCAGAGAACGGGCCAAAGGCGUCUCCAGAUGAUGUGUCACUUCCACUAAAGAAGAUCAAACUGGAAGAGCCGUGGCUGUGGAUCACUGAGCAGACUACCACACAGCUGACUAGGCAAGAUGACGAUACGUGCGAAGAUCCUCUGUCGAUGUUGGCAGCAGUUGUCUGCCUGUCCGUCACAGAGAGGAAGGGACUAGAAGAGAAACUUCUCAGUACACGUUCUUCCAUUCUGUGCUCCAUUAAGACAGAACCACCAGAUUUUCACUUUGUCAAAACAGAAAAAGAUGAGUUGAAGAAAAGCACUCCUGCUAAUUCGCAAAGGACUCCCCAACCCAUCAAAAGUGAACCUCCUCAAGCUGUCCUGUUACCCAGUGUGCAGUCCUUGGCGGAGAGGAGAAACCUUAGUUUUGAUCAGGCUAUUGCUAUCGAGGCCUUGACUCAACUGGCGGUAAUACCACAAAGUCCCUCAGGUCCCAUUAAAGCUGAACACCCCAUUUCCUCUAGUUCCCCAGGUUUCCACACAAAUCCUGCACAGCAAGCAGCUAAACGUGCAUCAGCCAUCCACUACAACAAAGUCUCAGUCAUCAGCUCACCGCUACACCAGACUUCAGUGAUACGCCCUCCUGUGGCCAGGCAGGGGAAUGUCAUCCAGUGCUCCAGAAGGCUGAGCUCUGAUACAAAGCCUUCUGUUGCAGAAAUGCGCACAAACUGCAGGGGGAGAGAGCAAGGUCAGGCUCCUUAUGUCAUCCAUUCACAGUGUAGCUAUAAGGACUCCAGUAGGGGUCAUGAGCGGUUAGUGGAGGAUAGGGAAAGGUGUGUCAUUAAAAUGAGGAGGAACAGGGACGAGGAAGAAGUGGCAGCUCAGCUGGCGGAUCUGGCCUUCAUCAUCCAGGCGCGGCACAAUCAGCAGUCUGACAACGGCCCCCCUAAGGGAACACCUGUUUCAGCUAUAAAGUACAACUACAAAUCCCAGCAAAGCCCCUGUCAGAAAAAGCCUCCCUUAAAAAAGACCAAAACUACGCCGUCCAAACCCAGGAAGAGGAAAAGUGAUGGAUUACAGGAGGGAGCGAGUCGUAGGACCGGGCAGGGUGUGGAGACGCCUCAGAGGAGCCGAGGCCAGAAUGGUCUCCCACACGGGAAAUCGAGUCGUCAACCCAAGAACAAUUUCUUUUUGCCGUUGGCUCAAAUUGAUUUGAAGAAAUACUUGGCUGAGGCUCAAGAAGGAAGGAGGCAACUGAUCCAUCAAAGUAACAUUCACAAUACAAGUCUGUCUCAGAAUCCCAACAAUCUGUUCACCAUGAACCACACUGGUGCUGGAGGAAACCACCAGUGGUCGCUUCCUAAUGGUCUGCCUCUCCCACACAAUCAAUGCAAUGGUUUUGUUGAGGGGCCAACAGAGAGGCACAUGUUAUCUCAGGUAGCGCCGCCUGUUGGCGAGCUGCAGCACGGCGAGCUGCAGCACGGCGAGCUGCAGCACGGCGCUCAUUCUAACACCAGUCCUGCAAAACCAGCUUUUAUUAGCAACGUCAAUGGGUUCCGUGUUCUGAGCAACGUCUUCUCAGGGCCUCCUGACUCCCCUCCUCCAAGCCAACAGAACUACUAUAAGCUAGAGACGUCCGGAUCCGUCACUGUCCUGUCCACAGCGACUGACGGGGCUCACCCUGCAGAGUCCACUCCAACCAGGAACGGUGUCAACAGCUUUCUGGAGUCUCCGAUGAGUUUCCUGGAUACACCCAUCAAGAACCUGCUCAGUACACCUUCCAAAAAACUGGCAGAUCUUCCUUCCUGUCAGUGUGUGGACCAAGUUAUUGAAAAGGAGGAAGGCCCUUACUACACUCACCUUGGGGCAGGACCCAACGUUGCCGCCGUAAGGGAAAUGAUGGAAAACAGGUAUGGUGCCAAAGGAAACGCAGUGAGGGUGGAAGUUGUUGUUUACACUGGGAAAGAGGGCAAGAGCUCCCAGGGGUGUCCCAUAGCUAAAUGGGUGAUCCGACGUGGGAGCGAAGAGGAGAAGUUGCUGUGCUUGGUCCGACAAAGACCGGGCCACUACUGCGACACGGCUGUGUUGGUGAUCCUCAUCCUGGCGUGGGAGGGAAUCCCUCGAACGGUGGCGGACCACCUUUACCAAGACCUCACAGAGACCCUCUUUAAAUAUGGCUCCCCCACCAGUCGCCGUUGCGCCCUCAACGAAGAUCGCACAUGUGCAUGCCAGGGUUUGAACCCGGACACCUGCGGAGCCUCGUUCUCCUUUGGCUGUUCCUGGAGCAUGUACUUCAAUGGCUGCAAGUUUGCCCGCAGCAAAGUGCCUCGCAAGUUUCGUCUGCUUGGAGACCUCCGGGAGGAGGAGGCAAAGAUUGAGAGCAACCUUCAGAGUUUGGCCACUGAUCUCGCUCCACUCUACAAAAAACUGGCUCCUGUGGCAUUCCAGAACCAGGUGGAGUGCGAGGCUGCAGGGGACGCUUGCCGGCUGGGCAGGAUGGAGGGUCGUCCUUUUUCAGGGGUCACAGCUUGCGUAGAUUUCUGCGCUCACGCUCACAAAGACACCAGCAACAUGAACAACGGCAGCACCGUGGUUUGCACUUUAACAAAGGAAGAUAACCGUGCGGUGCGAAAUAUACCUGAGGAUGAACAGCUUCAUGUGCUCCCACUGUACAAGAUCUCUGACAAAGACGAGUUUGGUCAGGUUGAAGGCCAGUGGGCCAAGAUCCGGAGUGGAGCUUUGCAUGUUCUCUCCUCCUUUCCCAGAGAGGUGCGUCUGCUGGCUGAGCCUGUGAAAUCUGCUCGUAAGAUAAGACAGGAAGCUCGUCUGAAGGCGCAGGCAGAGAAGAUGGAGAAGAAGCUCGGCAUGUCUUCUCUCACUCCUGGGAAAGUCAAAUCUGAAACCCCCAAUAAAGAGCCUCAAGGCUUCUACAGCGCUUAUGGACCACCGAGACCCACCAGUGUUGGCAGAGCCACACCGGAGAGAAAUCAAGCCGUUGCUUACAGCCACAGCGUCAGUAGCUGCUCUUCUCCGGUGGCGGGGAUCGCUUCGCAGCGGGAGGUCCUUCCCUCCAGCCACCACAGCGUAUCAAACCUUCAGUUUAAGCAUAACGGCGUAGCUGUCGGCUACCAUACUGCUGGUGCCACUAUGAGUGGUUUAACUCCAGCUUCUGGUGAGCAGGGUGCUUUACUAGAACGUAUACCUCCACAGAACCUCAACAACGACUUUCCCUUUAAAGCUGAGCCCAGCGAGAUGCACUGCUCCGCUCUGCACAGACUGUCCCCCUCCUCUUUCUCUGCCAGACCUACCUCUGAGGGCCUCUUCGGCAGGCUCAAUGGACUUCUUCGGGCUGCAGAAAGUGUUGCAGGAGAGGUCAGGGGUCACGACCUCCCUCCAGGCCAGUCUCUCCCCUUACAAACGCCGCCGCUCGAAGAACCGCAACAUGCGAAGCAGGAAGAGGUGUGGUCCGACAGCGAGCACAACUUCCUGGACGAGGACAUUGGUGGCGUUGCUGUGGCGCCGUCACACGGCUCAAUCCUGAUUGAGUGCGCGCGCCGCGAGCUCCACGCCACCACCCCCAUCCUCAAGCCGAACCGCCGCCACCCAACUCGCAUCUCCUUGGUCUUCUACCAGCACAAAGCCCUGAACGAGCCAGGCCACGGGAUGGCGAUGUGGGACGCCAAGAUGGCCAAGCGGGAGCGGGAGCGGGAGGAGGAGGUGGAGAGACUGAGGAUGGAGGGAAGCGGCGGUGCGGGGAAGAACAGAAAAACAUCAGGGGAUGGGGAGGGAGGGGAAGACGAGGAUAAGGAGACAGCAGAGGCAAGAAGGGUAAUGAAUGUCCCGACACGGCAGGCUUUCACUGCACCGACAGGCGGCGUUAUCACCGUGUCUCCUUAUGCACUUACACAUGUGACGGGCCCUUACAAUCGCUGGUCUUAGUCGGCAUGUUUCAACUGACUCACUCGAAACUCCUACACCGUGGUUCUGCCUUACCUCAUUCACCUUCAAACGGCUACUCUCAUCGUCAUCGUUUUUUGUUUUUUUUCUUUUUUAUUGUACUUUUCUAUUGUCUGCUAACUUUGUCCUUCUUAGAGUCUGCCAUCUUUGGUGACGGGAAGGAACAAAGUUUGUUGGCUUUUCAACUGUGAGUUUCGGUGCUGGUUUUUAAUGUAAAGAGAUGGUGCUUUGAAGCAAGAUGUUUUUAAACUGGUUUUAUACACAUGAUUUAGAACAAAAAAAAAGAUGUGAUUAUUUAUGUUGAUCAUAACAAUUUCUAUUUAAUUUCUGAUAUAAGCCUGUUUACUGCAAGAUGUCUAUGAUACCCUGCUUUAUAUUGUACAGUAGGAGUGUACUUUGGUGCCAUUCUCACUGUAACCCCCUGUAACCUUGGUUUAGCAAUUUUGUUACUUCACAUAAUUUUAUUUACUACAGGUUGUCACAUGUAGCAUUAUGCGUUUUCCUUUCACUGCCUCCGUCUUCUGUUGGUGGUUUUUUUUUAAAAAGUACUUUUUUCUUCAUUUAGAUAUUUUAUUCCUUUAAUUCACAGCUAUAAAUGGCAUAUUAAAAAGCACUUUCCCUUAACUUAACUUGAAAAACAGGGCAUAAGCCUGAAUUGUGUGUGCUGACAGAGAUACUAUACAGUAAAUUUGACAGUUAAAAAUUAACCAUGUUUUGUUUAACAGUAUUUCUGCAAUAAUUAACUUUUUAUUCAGUUUGAGUACACAUAUAUUUAAUGAAAUUCUGCUCUCACCAAAGUAAUGAAUCAUGAGAAACUAUCGAGAGUAGGUUCUCAGUUCCACCAGAGCCGGUCCAAGGCUGUGUGAGGUCCUGAAUAGUUAGUUAGAUGUGGGGACCCUUGUAGCUGUCACCACAGCUCCGCUAAUGUCCCUUUGUUACUAUUGUUAGCUAGCAAUAUUAUAGCAUAUUAUGCUAUAAUAUGUAAUAGCAUGUUAGCUAAGACCUAGCUUCUGGCCAAUGAAUGUGCAUCCUUUAUAGCAGCAGGUUGAGCUAACAUUUAAACUAAUGUUAGCUUAUCAAGAAUUUCAGUAAGUUUGCUAGAUUUCAUUCUCACACUACAUUAAAUGUGGUUGACCACUUUUGUAUAGCGUAUCUCUUUACAUAGAUUAUUUUCUCGUAUUUCUUUCUUACAACAUUCACUUUUGUUUUAAAAAUAGAGUAUCUAGAGCUACAAUUAAACAUGGACACAGAAGUUAGCUGGUCAAUGAAAUUAGAUCAGUUUUAGCUUGAUUGGUGAUGUGGACGUAAUAUUUUAUCACAGUGUUUUGUUGCAUUUAUUCCGGUUAUGACAAAAAGUUUUAAGAAAAUUUAUCACUGUGUUUUUGAUAAUACUUCUUGAAUUACAUGCAGAUCGAAUCCGAACAAAUCCUUCUCUGAAAGUACAAUUUAACCACUACCAAAAAGCCCGCUUCACCACAACAGUUAUAUUAAUUAGAGCACUUGAGCUGUUAAACAGUGCACAUCGGAUUGAGUGAUAUUUUGACACGUGCAGCAGUUACUGAUGCUCUUACAGAUCCUACUGUAAGAAGAGAAAAAAUAAUUUAAACAGACAAUGUAGCAGACCCGAUUGACCGAUUGUGAGGUUUGCUAAGUUUAUCAGUGAGAGGUUAUCCUUACUUUUGGCAAAAUAUUCAUAAUUACACAAAUUAGACCAAGACAGAAGACUCUGCGUUAUACUUGGAGACAUAUUUGGGAGCAGUGAGGGAGCCGACCCAAAAGAUCAGAAUCUUUGAAAAGAGAUGAACUCUCCCUCACUAGUUAAGAACUGUACUAACCUUUCAGAUUGUUACUAUAAAAUGCUAAAAGCAGUGAAAAUGGACGGCUGCAUUGUACUUCUGUUUUGUAUCAAUUCCUCUCAUAUCUUCAAUUGCUCAUGCCUUGGGCCGGCUCUGGUAUUCCACUCUUGGAAGAGGCGUCUUUCAUAGGGAACAAGUGUGAUUAUAGGACUUCAAAAUCUAACUGUAUAUUUUAAUGGUGCUAUCUUACAAGAAGCUAUAAAUGUGUCAGAUGUCAACACAACACCCUCUUGUUGUAAAACCACUUGAACACCAUGUCGCACUCAAACAAUUUCUUAAGAUGUUUUUUCAAGUGCCCAGCUCUUGUGAAGACCUUUGUUUACAUAUAUCUUUUUACAGGGUCUCAGUAAAAGGGCUGGGAGUAGCUCCUGGGAAUUUUUUUGUACCCAUUAAAGAGACGCUCUUUAUUUUUAGGAACUAAGAUGAUUGCAACUUUAGUACAACCCUUCACUCAUAUUCACACUAAGACAGAUGACAUUACGUUUUUAUCUGAAACAUUUGGUCGCCUGCUUAAACUCGGUUUUGGUGCUAAAAGACAAGAUGUCAAAGUGCAGACACUGACUUAAACUGGUUCUAAACUGUAUAACGGUGCUUUUUCUAGAACCCGUCCUUGUCGAAUGUGUUCAGACAUUGUCUGUAUCAUUUCCUUUGUCAAACAUUGGCAGACGGGGGACAACAGUCGGAAGCAUUAAUACGUUUUUCAAGUGCAAGUUGAAGGUGCAUACUGGUGCAGUUUUUCAUUUACAGUUUAAAUGUCUUCCACAUUUUAAAGAUUUCUCCAGCAGCUCUUAAAAAAAAUCUGAACCUACAUGCAAAAAAUAAAUAAAUAAAUGAAUGUAAAACUGUUUGGAAUCCACUGAAUUUUAAACAUCACACAAUAAAAUGAAAAUUGUAUUUUUUUUUUUAAUUAUUUCUUUUGAACGGACAUUUUCUGUCCACAUGAAACAUUUUUGUAACGAGCACCAGCAUUUAGACAGACUGUAAAUAUGUAUGUGAACCACAUUGUUUUUACUGUACUGUUAAAGGUGUUUUAGACAAUGGGUGAUCUUGCUUAUUUUAAAACUGAAUUACUGUAUGUUGCUAAAAGUAUAUCCAGUUUAGACUUGAGAAGAGACUAAAUUUAGCAUUCCUUUUACGGAUGGCUGAUCUCUUUCAGGAUUGUGAAAUAAAGUCAUAUUUAUAUUUUGGACCUCA